This is a messenger RNA of Colletotrichum spaethianum, 549 nucleotides long. RefSeq names its product regulatory protein gal4. Gene Ontology annotation, cellular component: nucleus. The record is from RefSeq and is a predicted model, not a curated record. Gene Ontology annotation, biological process: regulation of transcription by RNA polymerase II. Lineage: Eukaryota; Fungi; Ascomycota; Sordariomycetes; Glomerellales; Glomerellaceae. The transcript has a single exon. Gene Ontology annotation, molecular function: RNA polymerase II transcription regulatory region sequence-specific DNA binding; DNA-binding transcription activator activity, RNA polymerase II-specific. Bases 1 to 549 code for a protein of 182 amino acids.
AUGACAGGCGAAUUCAACUUCCACGAUUUUACCAACCCCUACCCUGCCUCGGGCGUCCCGCCCUUCGCCGAAGGCCUGGGUAACCUCCAACCUCUCCAGCCCAACCCCCAACCUACCUACGCGCCGCCUCCUGUCUCCCAGCAGCAGAACCACCACUAUGGCGCUCCUACACCGAGGGCCGCCGAGACUAGAACCCCCGAGUCCAUGAACGGCGUCAGCAGACCCGGCCAGAGCUUCGAAGAGCAGUCCCGCGUCGCCGCUGAGGAAGACAAGCGCAGGAGAAACACCGCCGCCUCCGCCAGAUUCCGCAUCAAGAAGAAGCAGCGCGAGCAGGCACUCGAGAAGAGCGCCAAGGAGAUGUCCGACAAGGUCUCUGCUCUCGAGCAGCGCAUCAAUCUCCUUGAGACCGAGAACCGCUGGCUUAAGAACCUCGUCAUGGAGAAGAACGAGGGCAACGAAGACAUCGCCUCCAUGCUCAAAGAGUUCCAGAACAAGCAGCCCAAGUCCACGGCGUCCUCGGAUUCUGUCAAGGCGGAGGAGGCAAAGUAA